CAUUUGUCAGUUGCCAUUUCCCCCUCCCCACCGUCUUCUUCUCUCUUGGUUUCAACGCAUGCACCCAUCACCAUACUCGUCUUCCCUUCCCCCCAGCAGCAUUCAAACCUCUCGCCAUCCAAUCCCUCACGUUUCUCUCGCGUCCCCUCUUCCCAAAGCAAGCAAGCGACCAACCAAGCAGAAAAAGACAGCUCGAAGCAGCCAUUGACCUGCUAACUACGCAAUCCAUCCAAUCCUAAUCCCGUACUCCACUGAUCCGUGCCAAGAGCCAGAAGCAGCCCCGUCGUCUCCUUCCUCCCAUGUGGCGGCUCAACUAGGUGGUCUGUGGAAGCCCACACAGAGCUGGGGAGUCGCCUCAACGGGGCAGAAGGGCGAUGCAGUGCUUCCGGUUCGCGGGCUGGGAGAAGGAGCGGGAGAAGGACCUGCAGGGGCCAACACGAUCGCAGUCGGCACUUUCCAACAGCAGCAUGUCCACAGAUCAUGACGCACGGCGGUCUGGGUCAGAGUGCUGCUCGCUCAACAUGUCAUCAGAGAUGAGCGUCGAGUCGUUUGGUCGGUACCGGCAGCUUUCGCUGCCGCAGCGGCCCAACAAUCUCCGUAUCUUUACCUUCCAGGAGCUCAAGAAUGCUACCCGGAACUUCAGCCGCACACUCAUGAUCGGCGAGGGUGGCUUUGGCUGUGUCUACCGUGGCACCAUCCGGAGUGUCCUUGAGCCGCGUCGAAGCCUUGAUGUUGCCAUUAAGCAGCUUGGACGCAAGGGCCUCCAGGGGCAUAAGGAAUGGGUGACCGAGGUGAAUUUUCUUGGGGUGGUAGAUCAUCCUAACCUGGUGAAGCUCGUUGGGUACUGCGCCGAGGAUGACGAGAGGGGGAUUCAGCUGCUGCUCGUGUACGAGUACAUGCCUCAUGGGAGCCUAGCUGAUCACCUAUCAACGAGGUCGCCCAAGCCAGUUUCGUGGGCAAUGAGGCUAAGAGUAGCACUCGACACUGCUCGUGGUCUCAAGUACCUGCACGAAGAUUCUGAGUUCAAGAUAAUAUUUCGUGAUCUGAAGCCUUCAAACAUUCUGCUCGACGAGAACUGGAACGCAAAAUUGUCAGACUUUGGAUUGGCUAGACUGGGACCACAAGAGGGAAGCCAUGUUUCCACAGCGGUGGUGGGGACUAUCGGGUAUGCAGCUCCUGAGUAUAUCCAUACAGGGCGCCUCAGCAGCAAGAAUGACAUAUGGAGCUAUGGUGUAGUGCUCUACGAGCUCCUCACAGGCCGGCGACCUCUGGACCGGAACAGGCCAAGGGGUGAGCAGAACCUUGUAGAAUGGGUGAAGCCUUACUCUUCGGACACCAAGAAGUUUGAGACCAUAAUGGAUCCGAGGCUCGAAGGGAACUACAACUUGAAGUCAGCAGCCAGGAUUGCCUCACUGGCAAACAAGUGCCUGGUGCGCCAUGCCAGAUAUAGGCCUAAGAUGAGCGAGGUGCUGGAGAUGGUCCAGAAGAUCGUCGAUGGUAGUGAACUCGGAACACCAGAGCAUCCUCUGAUAAGCCAUUCAAAAGAAUUGGCAAGUGAUGAGAAGAAAAGGAAAGGUCUCGAUCUGAAGAGGAGAAUAGCUGAUAUUAAAGCUGGAGACGGGAGAUGGUUUACAUGGCAGAAGUGGACACCCAAGCUUGUGAGAACACACUGACUCACAUUACCGAAGGGACAUGUUUCCUUGAUGACUUUAACAUCCAUAGAUUUUAACAAAACAGCAACGGCAGAAAUGCCACUUGAGUUGUUAUUUAUCAUAAAACCAGAGAGCAUGGUAACUGAAAACAAAUGAUUUGGCGGAGCCUGAUGCUAUCACCGCUUAAUAACGGCUAUUCCUGAAUUUGUGGGGUCGCAUCCAGGCAGCCUUCACAUAGCUGAGAUUCCAUGUUUUCAUAAGAGCUGGAAAACCAACUCAAGCAGUAAUUUUUGAGAGUAGAAAUCUUAUUCUACAGUUUAAAUUGGUUUUUGGCUAUUGCUGAGUGAGUUUUGAGUUGUACUUGUAUCAAGUGCCAAAUAAGGAUUUUCAGGCAGUACAUGUAGCUCAUUGGUUCCUGAAUUUGCUAGCUUUGCACCCUGUAUCGAUACCUCCGCAUAAUUUUAUUACUACUUAUCUGCAA
Lolium perenne is the source of this 2133-nucleotide messenger RNA. RefSeq names its product serine/threonine-protein kinase PCRK1. The record is from RefSeq and is a predicted model, not a curated record. Gene Ontology annotation, molecular function: ATP binding; protein kinase activity. Lineage: Eukaryota; Viridiplantae; Streptophyta; Magnoliopsida; Poales; Poaceae. Gene Ontology annotation, biological process: protein phosphorylation.